AUGCCCAUUCAGAUAGAAAAGUCUGAUUCAGCCCAUUCAGAUAGAGAAGUUCUGCCGUUUUCUUCGGUUCCGUCCGAACUGAAAAUUUUAAACAAUCAGAAGUCAAAAAAUGGGAAGUAUCCAUGUGGCAGUUGCGAGAAAGAAUAUGUUUCGAAAAAUGGGUUAAAUUAUCAUCGAAAGAUCCACACUGGAGAGAAACCCUUUGCCUGUGAUCAUUGCAAGCAACGUUUUGCACAUAAAGGAAACCUGAUUCUACAUCUUCGAACUCACACGGGGGAGAAACCAUUCUCUUGUGACCAUUGCAAACGAAGUUUUACGCAAAAACAUCAUCUGAUAGAACAUAUUCGUCUUCACACCGGAGAGAAAUCCUUUAUUUGUGAUCAUUGCAAGCAACGUUUUGCACGUAAAGGAACUUUGAUUCGACAUCUCCGAACUCACACGGAGGAGAAGCCAUUCUCUUGCGAUUAUUGCAAACGAAGUUUUAUACUAAAACAUAAUCUGAUAGAACAUCUUCGUCUUCACACCGGAGAGAAACCAUUUUCUUGCGACCAUUGCAAGCGAAGUUUUACGCAAAAACAUUAUCUGAUAGAACAUCUUCGUCUUCACACCGGAGAGAAACCAUUCUCGUGUAAUCAUUGCUUACAAAAAUUUCGUGUUAUAGCUUCUUUAAAGUAUCAUAUUAUUAAACAUCAUAUUAGUAACGAAUAAUGAGU
Messenger RNA from Centruroides sculpturatus (bark scorpion), 713 nucleotides. Its product is annotated as gastrula zinc finger protein XlCGF8.2DB-like. The record is from RefSeq and is a predicted model, not a curated record. Bases 1 to 708 code for a protein of 235 amino acids. Gene Ontology annotation, biological process: regulation of transcription by RNA polymerase II. Lineage: Eukaryota; Metazoa; Arthropoda; Arachnida; Scorpiones; Buthidae. The transcript is spliced from 2 exons. Gene Ontology annotation, molecular function: RNA polymerase II cis-regulatory region sequence-specific DNA binding; DNA-binding transcription factor activity.